Molecule: messenger RNA, 3643 nt
Organism: Esox lucius (northern pike)
Lineage: Eukaryota; Metazoa; Chordata; Actinopteri; Esociformes; Esocidae
Gene: hhatla
Product: hedgehog acyltransferase like, a
Exons: 13
Coding region: 259-1830 (523 amino acids)
Biological process (GO): negative regulation of N-terminal protein palmitoylation
Cellular component (GO): endoplasmic reticulum
Molecular function (GO): acyltransferase activity
Source: RefSeq, a predicted model, not a curated record
GAGUACAGUUUCCAACAUCCUCACCCGCUGCGGCAGGCUAUCAGGGGGGUACUGCACUCGCGUUACCAAAAGCAGGUUCGGAUGAAUUAGAAAAACUAAACGCCUUACCAACACCCCUUUUCUUUUUUACUGUGGGCAUUUUGGGGACAGGGACUGCAAUAAACCUUGUUUCCUGCACUGCUUUACUGUAGCUGACUGACAGUGAGAAGCGGAUAGAAAGGUUCCCGGUGUGUGUGGGUUUGGUGCCAGCGAUUCAACAUGGGGCUCAAGACAGCCCUUCCCAAGCUAGAGCUGUACCUCUACACAGCGGUUCUCUAUCUGGCAAUACUAUGGGCUGGCAGCUGGAUAUGGGAAGCCUCCUCCGAAAACAUGAACAGGAAAGUGUUCAAGAAGAGUGUUAAACCAGGAUGGCACUACUUUGGCAGAAAAAUGGAUGUUGCUGAUUUUGAAUGGGUGAUGUGGUUCACAACAUUCCGCAAUCACAUCCUAUUCGCCCUCGCUGGUCAUGUGAUAUUUGCCAAACUUUGCUCCCUGAUAUCUCCCAGGAUGGGUAUGGAUUUUUGGUAUUGCAAGCGCAGGUCGUUGAUCUAUGGGUUGUACGGAGGCUUGGCAGUCCUGGUCAGUAUGGGCUGGUCCUUCUUGGCGCUGGUCCUGUCACAUUGCUUCAUCCUCUACAGUGUGGCCCUCGUUAAGAGGAAGUGGAUCGUCUUCAUCGCCGGCCUUGCAAGCCUGGCCACCUUCAAGAUGGAACCUUUUAACAGCUGGCAGGAAGGUUUUGUGAUUGGCUCCUUCGACUUGCAAGACAUCCUGUUCUACGGCGGCUCCGGGUUCACCAUCAUGCGCUGUAUGAGCUUCGCUCUGGAGAACUGUGAGAAGAAAGAUGGCAACUACUCCUUCCUUGACCUCCUCAAGUACAACUUCUACCUCCCAUUCUUUUACUUUGGACCAAUCCAAACCUUUGAUCAGUAUCACGAUCAGGCCAACAAUCCCAACCUGACCCGUAAGCAGAGAGAGAUGUGGAACAUUACCACCAAAGCCUUGUUACACCUGGGAGUCAUUCUAUUGGUGGAUGUGUUCUUCCACUACCUGUACAUCCUCACCAUCCCCAACGACAUAAAGCUGGUCAAACAGCUGUCUGACUGGUCCCUGGCUGGCCUGGCCUACUCCAACCUAGUGUAUGACUGGGUGAAGUCAGCAGUGAUGUUUGGGGUGAUCAACACUGUGGCCAGACUGGAUCACCUGGAUCCUCCACAGCCUCCCAAGUGUAUCACCAUGCUUUACGUCUUUGCCGAAACGCACUUUGAUAGAGGCAUCAACGACUGGCUCUGCAAGUAUGUUUACGACUACAUCGGAGGAAGCCACACUAAUAUCUUCAAGGAGUUAGUGGCCACCUUGUGCACGUUUGGCAUAACAACUCUGUGGCUAGGUCCAUGCGAUGUGGUCUAUAUCUGGUCCUUCUACAACUGUUUGGGUCUCAACCUGGAGCUCUGGGUGGCCACGUUCUUCUCCCUUCCUCCUUUCUCCACCAUUGAGCAUGCAAUGGGCGAAGCCAUGUCUCGUAGGAUCCGUGGCAUCUUCGGCGCCGUGAACUUCUGGACUAUUGUCCUCUACAAUGUGCUUGCUCUAAACAGUGUGGAGUUCGCCAAGCUGGUGGGAAAAAGACUGAUCGUUCAAGGCUUUCCCCAAUCCACUUUGUCUGUGCUCUUUGUGACCUACUGUGGCGUUCAGCUGGUAAAGGAGAGAGAACGGAAACAAGCCCUUAUGGAUGAGCUUGAGCAAGCGGCCGUGCCACCUACGCCUGAAGAGGUUGGCAAAGAGAAAACUGAGUAAACACGAACAAGAAGAUCUUCUUUAUCAGGACCUGGUCUUAGGAAACACACAGAGAAGAACCUGCUUUUUAUUUCUUCACAAAUUGACCUGGUCAUGGCGUCAACAGUUAACAAACACCUUCUUCACAUUGUUCUUGAGCUUCUGAACGGUUCUGAACUGAACAAGGCUGUCACAAGUCACCCCACAUCGGACUUAACCUCCAUCAUUUGGCUUCUCCUCGACAACUUCUAUUGUGCCUGUGUGUUGUUUUGGUUUUUAAGAAGAAUACUUGUUUUCUUUUUUGGAACUGUGGAAACUCCUAAAGUGCACUUGCAGAAGAUGUUUGCCAUUGGCCAUGUACUCUGUCCUUUUUGGCGCGGACACACCAAAAUGAUAAGGCUUUCAGGAACUUAUAGAUAGGCAUGACAAAGGUUUUAAGCAGACAUAGCUAAAAUAUUCAAGAAAACGCUGUAUUAAAAGGAAACGUGUCUUGAAUGUAUGUUUCAGUGUGAUAAACGUUUCACAGCAUUACAAAGCUGAAACUACACACAACUCUUCUUUGUAUUGUUAUAUUUAAAAUGGCUUAGUUAAGCAUAGUGUGUUUGUCCUCCCCUAAGCAGGUGCCACUCACUGUUGAGUAUAUUCACUUGCUUUUUAGUAAAUACAUAAGGCCACAUAAGGUCUGCAUUAUCUUUUCAGGCUCUUUUUAGGCUAUUGGACAAGGAAUCAAAUGGUUAGGAUAUUAUUGAAUAUGUUUUGGUGGGUGGCAUGCUACUUCGGUUUGAGACUUGGCACACGAUGGACUGGAGAUACAGUAUAUUUUUAAAAGAAUUACAUUCUUAUGAACACAUCUAUGUUUGUAUCUUGUUUUCAUAUGGAAUUGUUCCUAACUCAACAUUAUGGAAACUAAGUCCAUCCGUCUGUUCUGCUGUUGCUGUUGCUGUACAUACUGUAUCUCGGACUACUGUGCUUCUCUCUGCCAACAUCUUUCAGGAGACAGGGUGACAUUUCUCCGUAUCCCCACCUCUCAUAUUACACCACCUGCUGGAGACAGACCCUGGGUUCUUUUUGUGUUACAAAUCUUUCAACUACUUAGAGCUUUUGCUUGGGCCUGUCUGCAAAGCAAGCUGUGCAGGUUUGACGAGCUCAAAAAGGUACAGCUGAAAUCUAACUAAUACUACUUGAAUCCAGGAUGGCAACAGGCACCUUUGAGAGGAUCUAGUCUAAAGCCCUCCAUAGAUGUCAGUCAUCGCACUAUGAAAGGCAAUAGCCCCACCAUGAGGGAAUAUGGGUUGGUCUGGAAUGGUUAUUUCACAGAACCUCUACUGUAAAAUGCCUUUAUUAACCAGACCAGAAAUCUAUGUUUUAGAUGAGAGCUUUUAUUUUAGGUGGUGAGCAUAAAGACCAGGUAGGCUGACUGAAAAUACAUGCUCAAGGAUAGAUUAACCAAUCUUUUACUUUGCUUGCCCAAGGAUUAGGUUUGUAGCAACUUUUCAAUUACUGGUCAGAUGCUUUAAACACUGCCACCACUUUCUCUGUAAGGUAGUGGAAAAUAAAGCACAUAUUUUAUAAUUCUUAAAUUUACUAGUUGUGGAUUUAACUUAUAAUAUGAUGGAUACCAUAGUUCCAAAAUCAGCACAAAAUAGCUCAAUUAAAUAUGGUUCAAGUAUUUUAAACAAACGGACAUACUGUGGGUCUGUAUAGAAGACAGAUGAUUAUUUAUAGCUUAGUCCUAUUGUCUUCAUCUCAGGUUAAAGUGUUAGAAUGAUUCACAAUUUCAAAUCAGAGAUAUUUUUGAAAAAUAAUAAACCAAUAAAGAUAACACUUUUGGUCA